Molecule: messenger RNA, 7858 nt
Organism: Bactrocera oleae (olive fruit fly)
Lineage: Eukaryota; Metazoa; Arthropoda; Insecta; Diptera; Tephritidae
Source: RefSeq, a predicted model, not a curated record
GAGUACUUAAACGCUUUUGUAAUUUUCCUAAGACUAAUAAUCGCAAAUAACCAAAGUAUAUUUCACUUUUUUUAACCUCUAAUCAGAAGAUCUUGCCACCAAUAUGCACUCUCUUCUUAUUUAGUCUAUUAUCAUGUUACGCUCUUGAUAAUCUUCUCUUACUCUCAGUAUAUUCAGCGUUUCGUUCUCGCAAAAAUAAUGAUAAAAUUUCAUCAAAAUAAACAUUGUAUUGUUUGACGCUUUGGUAUAAAUGUGCCAAAUAUUUGCGUAUCUUACAAAUUUAUAACCGCACUUUCGCUGUACAAACUAAGCGCCGUUGAUUAUGAGAGCAUUUGACAUGUUUAUGUCACAAACUUUUGACAACCAUAAUGUGAGAUAAUUUUCCAUUGAUAAGAUAAAUAAGGUGCUAAAUACUAAAAGCAAACAUAUGAGCGCGUGUAUCUUCGACAAAAAUAGAAAACAAAAAGUGACUGAUCCAUCUCAGCGUUGCCGCAAUAGCAACAGUUGCCAAGUGUAUGUAUAUUGUGGUGCGCCACAAAAGAAAAACAAUAACCUCAAGUCAAGUCAAGUCAACAAGCGCAUACAAAAUAAGCAACAUCGUGCACCGGCGAGAAAUCAGCUAUUCAGCCGUUACUUACAACAAACUUCCGGCAGCCAACGAGAGCGUUUGAGCAUAUCAAAACAAAGACAGCAAUCGAUAUACCGUAGAGUAGAUGUCUCUUUAGUUUUGGUCAUUUGCUGACUGCGAGAGCGCGCUCACCAACUGAGGGCUGCUUGGCAGACUGGCUGGUUGUUUGGGUUGUCGGUUUGUUUGACAGUAGUUGCAGCCGCGAGACCUGCUGAACGUUUCAGCUGUUAUUUUUGACUUUACGAUUUCAGUCUGAGUUCGAGAAUCUAAACAAAAUGUUGGCGUGACGGUUGAUGUACGCGCGCGUAAGCAACAAAACGUUGAUAAAAUUUGCAAACUUCAUAAAAAAGAAAAAUAAACAAAUAAGUGCAAUCGAUAAAUGUAUGCAGUUAGUUAGUGCGUACUUAAUAAAUUUUUGUAAAAAAAAAUUUUAUUAAAAAAAAAAUUUUAUUAAAAAAAAAAUUUUACUGAAAAUUUUUUUCUUGAAAAUUAGCUGCAAAUUGUUUGCAAGCUUUCAUUUGCAUUAAAAAGCAGCUGAAGUUUUGUGUAAAAGUGUAAAGUGUAUAGAAAGUGCAAAAAUUCUUUGGUCAAAGCAUUGCAACCAGCAGGAGAAGCCACAAUAAUUCCGACGUGUAAUGAGCUACAGGAACUGGUUUUUGAUAAGUACAUACAUAUACGUCUAAAGACUGUAUGUGCCUGCAAUCAGACAACAAGUGGCAAAGUGAUUACGUUGAAGUCGUAAAAAUUUACAAAACAACAAUAAAAAAGUUGAAAAGUUACAAAGGAAGUCAAUUCAUGUACAGUGCAAGAACUUGAUAAAACAAAACACAAAAAACGCAUCAAAAUAAAAAUACAACAACGCAAGCAGGAAAAGCAGUGCAACAAAUUAACGAGAAAAUUAUAACUCGAAACACACAACAACGCGCAUUGCUGCAACAGUUGUUAUUGAGCCGGCUACAGACAAGACGUGUGCACCAGCAUGGCUUCCCUGCAGCAAUACCAACACCAGAAGCGGCCAAGCAUCACCAACUGGUUCUCCUCACUACGCCGACAGCCAAAGAAUAAGAAAGCCGCCGCAUUGCAAACUGGCGGCGACAAGCAUUUUCAACGCAGCUGCAUCGAUCUCAGCGCCAACAGCACCUUCUAUGUGCCACAAGUGGAGCUUGGCGGCGGUGGUUUGUCGGCUAAGAAGGGGCAAUGUUACUUGCCCAGCGCAGGCGCAUCUAUUGACAAUCUGCAGGACGAUGAAGAUGCCACAAGUGACGACAAGCGCGCUUUGGUGAGUGGCAAACGUGUCUCGCAGUUGUGCUCACGUUGUUGCUGCAGCAGCAAGUAUGCGACGUCAUCACGUCCUGAAACGCCGCAAAUGCGGAAACGUGCCGAUACAACGCCGGCACACGUGAAUACGAAGCCAACAAUACCAGCAACGACAAAGUCGAAAACAAAAUCACCAACACCGUACAUCACUAUGGCCAGCUACAAUAUACCCGCGCUCACCGACAAUCCCAUUUAUGAAGGCCUAACAACGGCGCCCAUCACGUUGAGCAGUCAACAUACCGUGGAGAAGGAAGUGCAACGCAAUGUCGAAGUGACGCACGCGCCCUGCGACGAACCGAAUACGCUGCUGCUGACAAAACGUUCGGAAUUCACACGCUCUGUGACCACUACCAUACAAAACACUAUGGUGAUAACGCGUCCCGUCGAAUUGGUGUUGAACGAGCGCGGUGAAGUGGUAGCGCGGCGGCCGCAACGUGAGCGCGUCAAACAACGCUCGAAUAGUUUGGAUAAUGUGCUGAAUGAGGAUGAGGAGAGCGGCGAUGCUGAUACGGUGAGCGCGAAUAGCAUGCCAAUUUGCGCAUUGCGGCACGGCGUAAGUCCGCUUAAUGAUGCCGGCGGCGAUUUGCGUUUUAUUGACGACAGUUCAACGUCACAAAGUGAAACGGAGCGCAGCGCGCAACACAACAACAAGGAGAACAAUAAGCCGAGUUGCAAUGGCAGCAAAGCGUUUGUGAAGAAUCUACCAGUGAAUUUGAGUGUGGGAGAAGAAGGCGGUGGCGGCGGUAGUAAUAGCGACAAGCUUAGCUGUGGUGACACUAACGGCUAUGACAACAACAAUUAUCUCUGCGAUGAUUGCCGGAAUGUCUUGGUGCGGAACCGCAACAAUGCGGCGCAAAAUGCUGUGAUACUGCGCAACAACAACAAGCAAAUCAAAGAUGAACUCGGUGAGGUCGUAUCGGAAAUGGAGGCGCUGGACGUGCCCGAAGAUAAUAAACAUUCCAAUAAAGAGAAACAAAUGUCAAUUGGGCGGAAAAAGUUUAAUAUGGAUCCAAAGAAAGGUAUUGAAUACUUAGUGGAAAAUCGCCUGCUUAGACACGACCCCCAAGAUGUUGCGCAUUUUCUCUACAAAGGCGAAGGUCUUAAUAAAACCGCAAUCGGUGACUACUUAGGCGAGAAGAACGACUUCAAUGAAGACGUGCUGAAAGCAUUCGUAGCGCUACACGACUUUACGAAUCUAAUAUUGGUGCAAGCUUUAAGACAAUUCCUGUGGUCAUUUCGGCUUCCGGGUGAGGCGCAGAAAAUCGACCGUAUGAUGGAAUGUUUCGCGCAACGCUAUUGCCAACUAAAUCCGGAUAUAUUCACAAAUACCGAUACGUGUUACGUGCUAAGUUUCGCCAUUAUUAUGCUCAAUACAUCGCUGCACAACCCAUCGGUUAAAGACAAGCCCACCGUUGAGCAUUUCAUUUCAAUGAAUCGUGGCAUUAACAAUGGCGGUGAUCUACCCCGCGGCCUAUUGGAAUCCCUUUACGAAUCAAUACGAACGGAACCAUUUAAAAUACCACAAGACGAUGGUAAUGAUUUGAUGCAUACAUUCUUCAAUCCAGACAAGGAGGGCUGGCUGUGGAAGCAGGGUGGACGUUAUAAAUCGUGGAAGCGACGCUGGUUCAUAUUGAAUGACAAUUGUCUGUACUACUUUGAGUACACAACGGAUAAAGAGCCCAGAGGGAUCAUACCACUGGAAAAUAUAUGUGUGCGUGAAAUACACGAUCGCAGCAAACCGCAUUGUUUUGAACUGUUCGCCACCGGUGGCGCUGAUAUUAUUAAAGCUUGUAAGACUGACUCCGAGGGAAAGGUUGUGGAAGGCAAACAUACGGUUUACCGCAUGUCGGCGGCAACUGAAGAAGAUCAACAAGAAUGGAUCAAACGUUUAACACAGUCGAUUAGUCAUAAUCCCUUCUACGAUAUAUUAGUACAAAGAAAAAAGAAGGCGCUUAGCAAAAGUUAGUAUCGGACGACGGACAAGCAUGCAAUGUUGACAAUCCAAAUGAUGGAUCUCAGUGCGCCUCGCCACCGUAAGAGCGAGGAAGUGAAACAGUGUCGAAGCCGUCGUCAAUGUCAACGACAACAACAACGCCAACACAGUCGUGUACGUGGCAUGCGCCGCCGCACAAACAGCCGCAAUGUUAGGUAGAAAGUUUGCGUGUGACACGCUGCGGCUGUAAGGAGUUUUAAGGAUAUUAAAAAAAAGACUGUGCCUGUGUUUGCGGCAUGAAGCCAAAGGCGCUCAUAUUUAUGUUAUGUCGUCUGUUGCUAAUAACGGCAUUGCAGUGAUGCAGCGGCAUACACUCUACAGUGUCUAGGCAUAACUUGGGGAAAAUAUUCGUAGAGCAAAGGCUGUUGUGACGCGUGUCUUUUUUUGUAACUUCUAACCUAAAAUACUGUACUAUAUACAGAUAUAGUAUGUUUGUAUGUCUCACUGAAACCCAGCUGUAGUGUAGUGUAUAUAGAAAAGAAAAAAAGUGUAGGUGAACGAUGUAAUUUGUAAUUAAUAGUCUAUAAAUAGUUUAUUGAGCUUGUCGAUCAUUUGUUCGUUUUCUAAUGUCCUAUGAAUAUUGAAUUGUAACUACUUGAUCGCGCACAAAACGCAGUUGUCUUUAUUGUUGUGAUAUAAUUUUUAAUUUAUGCUUAAAAUUUGUAUUGUAUUUAAAAAAAAAAAUGUUUUUUUGUUAAAUCAAUUAUGGAAGGAAGAAAAAGCUAAAACUAAUAUAAUUUCGAAUUAGUAACAUUUAAUAUUAAUGUCAAGCAAACUACUUAUGGAAAAUAUAUCCAAACACUGCUUAUUAAUGUUAUAUAUAGUAUAUUAAGAUGUUCGUUGUUUACCAUAAUGAUUUGCGAAAGUCGCCUGAGGUAUCAGUUUUUGCCCUAAAACAAAGAUCCAAAGUAAACAAGCGCAUUAAUUUCAAUUUAUGCGGUGUUGAUAUAUUAUUUCGUUCCCAUACAAUUGAAAGUCAUUUCUUUAUAUUUUGCAUUAAGCAAGUAAAGCUACAACUUUGAAAAAGUGUUAUUCAAUUACAAAUUUUCUUGCUCUAAAAAAAAGAUUCUAAUUUUUUUUCCAUUAAACAACUUCUUUAAAAGUUAUACGCAGUCAAAGUUAUACAUUAAAUGUACUGAGCAUUCACACGGGUGACUUGUGUAUACUGUGUUGCUCAUACGACAUGGUGUACUGUAUGAAUACAUUACAUAUUUAAGGCAUAAUUUUAACUUUUUUAUAAAAAAAAAAUUAUUAAGACUUUUUUUCAGCGCGUAAAAUUUUGAAUUAGAAUUUCAUACUUUUAAAGUUAUAGGUUUAUUUUUUUUGGAUAAAAAAAAUUAUCAAAAACUAGUAAAAUUUUUUCAGUACGGUCAAAAUUAAAAAUAAAGCGGUUUUUUAUAUUGGAUCUUUAUUUUUAGAGCAAAAUCUAAAAUUUAAAGGAGCGUUUGCAAAAAAAAUUCAAUUUGGAAAAUAACGGACACCGUUGUGCUACUAUAUGUGUAUACACAGCAACAUAUCGUGCGAAAGCUGGACUUAAACAGCUACCUUAUGCGUAAUUAAGUUAAUUUUAUGUAAAUCAAAGAAUUGUAAUUAGUUGUAUAGUAAUUAGGGUUCUGUUACACACACACACACACACAUGUAUGCAUGUUUUGUAAAAACAACAAACAGAAUAAAAGUAAUGCUCAGCAAUAAAUCUAGUUAGACAUGUACACACAUGCCACAUUAUAGGGCGUGUAUGUGUUUGUAUAUAUAUAAAAAUAUAUAAAGAAAAUUUCCUUAAAAGUGCUCGAAUAGUCUACCUUAUAAUUAAACAUAUGUAUGUAAUUAAGUAAUAUCAAAAAGUAAAAAAAAACAUUAAAAACAAGAAAUGAUAGAAAAAAAACCGAGUGAAGGAAACAAAAACAAACAAGAAAAGGCAACAAAAAAAAACAAGAAAAGGGGGAAAAAUCAAGAAAAGGCCACACAAAAAAAAAUAAAACAAGGAAAGGAAAAGCAAACAAAAAAGCGAACACGUCAACCAGUCAAAGAAAGUUCUUCCAAACAUUGAUAUUAAAACGCGUAAACCACAUGCUACUCAUAUAAGUUAGCAGUAAGGCAUAGUUGCAGCGGCAUAUACUAAAAAUUUGUAAAUAAACUGCAUUAUUACUAUACUUUACUUCGCAUAUUAGCCAUCAAUUUACGCAUGCGCAUGCUCAGCGCGAAAAUCGCAUUUAGUUGCCACGCGAAUUUAAAUUAAAUAACCAAAGUCGCUUGUAGCAUGCUAUAUAUAAAUAUUUACAUUUUAAAAUUUAAUAUUUGAAAAAAAAAAUUUAAAUUUGAAAUUUCAUAAACACAAACAUUUCCGUGAUGAUAUAAUAUUAUGAGCAGCUUUUUGUGACAUAAUAUGCGAAAACUAAAGUGUGGUAGCUUUAAAUAUAUACUCUUUUGUUGAAAAAAAUGCGGCUACUUGCUGUUAAGCGCCUAUUUUUGUUCGCAAGCAAUUUGUUUUCGGUAACUAGGAAGCAUCUGCUCAUGUUGAAGAGAGAUAGAGCAUAAUAAUAACUUUUUUUCGCUAGCUAGCUUGUCGUUUUUCGUCAGCAAUAAUUUUGAUCAAAGCAUAAUGAAGAAAGAGUUUUUUUAAAAUAACAAAUAUAAAUUAAAAACAUGUACUAGGGAUUUAUUUUUGUUUAUAUGAGAUUUAGCCAGGGUUGCAAAUAAUGCGUUGAGAAAAUUAUUGAUUAAACAUUUAAUUUAAAUUUUUUUUUUGCUUUGUAAACCCGAAAAUUUUAAUUAAAAAAUUAAUUUUAAUUAUUAGUACCAAGUGAAUGAAAAACAAAUUUAAUCCCGAAAUCGAAAUUAAAUUUUUGUACCCAACUUCUUGGUUUAAAUACUGAAAAUGUAAUUGUUAAUCCGUAAUUGGGCUUAAAAGAAAAAAUCUAAUAUUUAAACCAAAACUUUUGAAUUACAAAAUUCGCGAUCCUGGUGGUAAUAAUAUCGUUUCUCUGCAUUAACAACAAAUGUAAUCAAAUUGCUGUGCAAAAAAAAAAAAAAAAUUUUAAGUAAGCUAAAAAAUUCUUUAUACAGAAAUUUUCAUUAAAAAACGUUGGAAUUUCAUUCAAUUUAUUUUAAAAAAUAUUUAUUACAACAUAUUACAUAUAAACAACAAUAAAUUACUAGUAUUUGCAUUUUCACUCCAACAAAAAAAAAAUAAAACUUUGAAGCAAAAUCGUCCAAAAGUCACGUUAAAUAUUCUUAUAUAAGAAACCGCCCACAUAACAAUAAAUACAACAUCACAACGAAUGAAUAUACAACAAAAUUUGCUAAAGCUUAUGGUUACAAAAAAAUAGAACACCGAUUUUUCUCAAUGUAUUUUGGCGUAAGCUUGAUUUGCCUGUAAAACGUGUAUCUAUAUACAUAUAUAAUUAAAUAUUUAUGUAUAACGAAAAAUUAGCGCUUUAUACAACUUUUCAACGAUUGCAAUAUUAUUUUAUAUAAAUUAGUUUAGUUAGCGUAUGCAUGUAAUAUUUUUCAAAACUCUCUCCAAAAAAGCUUGCUUGCUUUGGAGUGUUUUUCCAACUACUUACUUUUUUCCUUAAAAAUGUGUGCGUUAUAUGUACAUAUGUAUGUACGUAACUCAUAUAUAUAUAUAGUGUAUUCGUCUUACAUGCAUACACACAUACAUACUUACACAAAUAUUAAGACAAACGUGUUUGUAUUAUACACCAUAAAUAGAAUUUGUAUGUAGGUAUUAUAGUGUAGUGGAUAGAAUAGUGAGUAUUUGUUUUGUAUCAGCUUUUGUCGUGAAUUGUAUUAUAUACUAUAAUUAUUAUAUAUAAAGAAAAUAUACAAAUUAAAUGUGUAAUAUAUAGCAGAAAAAUAAAUAAAAAAUAUGAUAAAUAUAAAGAAUAAUAAAAAAGUGCAUUUCGAAUGGAAAUUGUAAU